This is a messenger RNA of Periophthalmus magnuspinnatus, 1490 nucleotides long. RefSeq names its product E3 ubiquitin-protein ligase ZNRF2-like. The record is from RefSeq and is a predicted model, not a curated record. The transcript has 4 exons. Lineage: Eukaryota; Metazoa; Chordata; Actinopteri; Gobiiformes; Gobiidae. Bases 311 to 883 code for a protein of 190 amino acids.
CCACAAAAACAAACUUGAACCAGACGAGCCCGGGGUCGACAGUGCGCGUGUGUUUUUCUCCUCGGUCUUGGACUAAAUCUUCACCCCGGGCCCGUGAAAAGAGGAGCGGGUUUAACUCAAAAUAAGCUCCACUUGGUGAUUGUGGCCGUGAGUGCGCACUUUACGCACAGCGCGCACCAUGACACUGUAAAGUGUUGGACACUUCUCGGCUCUUUGUUUGCUGUCGUCCUUUGUUUGGUUUGUCUGGGCCGUGCGCGUCAUGACUCGAGUUUAACUCGUGUCCAGAUCAUCGUGAGGAGACACAGAGGACAUGGGGGGCAAACAGAGCAGCCCGGUGUUUGAUGGCAGGACUCGGGCUUAUUCCAGCUCAGAUCUUCCGUCUGGAAACUCCAGCGGCGGAGACAGAAUCGCCGGGUUCAGAUACACGAACGGCCCGGAGGGGCCUCGGAUCCGGUACACGGGAGGAGGCCCCGUGGGCCCCGGACUCAGCAUACCCACGGGCCGGACAGGGCCAUUCACCCAGAGCGUGGACGGCACAGAUGGAGACCACGAGGUCCCCCCCGAGGGUCACCGGCUCUUCAUUGGCUCUUUACCGGCGCAGCUCAACUCUCACCUGCUCGGAGGUUUCCACUGCCCCGUUUGCUCCAAGUUUAUGGCCACGGACGAGAUCGAAAAGCACCUGCUCAUGUGUUUCAGCAAAACACGCCUCACCUACAACAAGGACAUUCUCUCCAGAGACUCGGGGGAAUGUGCCAUAUGUUUAGACGAAAUGGAGCAGGGAGACACGAUCGCCCGGCUGCCCUGCCUCUGCAUCUACCACAAAGGGUGUAUAGACGAAUGGUUUGAGGUGAAUCGCUCGUGUCCAGAGCACCCGGCGGACUAAAGCGCGGGACAGCACAUCCCUGACCUCGCCCGGCUCUCAGGGAUCAGACUUUUUUUUUUGUCCAGAAUCAUUUGUUGCCUUAAAGAACAGCCUUGAACUGAAUCUACAGCUGUUCAGAAAACCACUGGUGACGCUGAGCUAAAUCAGUGAAUGUGCCUGUGCUAACCCUACUACCUUUACGCCACCUGAGAUCCAGCCAAUCACACGAGGAGCGCUCCAAGCAGAAGACUUACAGCCGGAGCGCUGCGGGAAUGACCUCUGCGGAGAAGAGACUCAGUGGGAAGGCCGACGGCUGACGCUGUGCAAUGUGAAUACGUAAUGUGCCUGUACUAGCUUUAAAGAACAGCCCCGGUGUUGAUGUUAGUCUUUAGGAGGACACGAUGUAAAUGUACCUUAAACUUAAAAAUACAAUCAAACACGUUUUAUUAGACCCACUUUCAUUUGACUGUCCUGUUGAAUGAGCAAAUUACAUCUAGUAAUCAUUAUACUCCAUGGAGUGCCAUAAUAUGCUGCUACGUGAUAGACUUUUCCUAUGACCUUUGACCUUCGAACCGUGGUUCACUGUACUUUCUACUUGUACUGUAAUGUGUUGCACAAUAAUAAAUAU